GAGCCCCCACCACCACCCCCAGAUUCUUCUCUUCCCUUCUCUUCUCCCUCCCCCCGCUGCGCACCUACAGCCUCACAAACCACGCAACCCAAGCAAACCCACAAAAAACACGCGCACAAGGAGCCCCCCUUGUGUGGAUCCUUCUCAUCCAUAUAAUCCCCGCAGAUUCGCUUUGCUGGCUUGGCGGAGCCAGGAUCGUCUUCCGGCUGCCGAAUUCGUGCUCUGCUGCUUCGAUUUCCCCCCCGCGGCGCAGGGCGGGGCCGGGGCCCUGCCUCUAGCUUGGAUUAUUAGCGCGCGCUCCUGUUGCUUGGUGGGUUGUUGUGCUUGCUCGGAGCUUACGAGUUCGACGAAUUGGCAGUGGGAGGAGCGGAUUUGGGCGUUCAAUUUGUGUUCUGCUGGGUUCGCUGCCCCCAUUCGGCCGUUUUGUGAGCGAGAUUUUGGAUUUGAGCGGUUUUUUGAGCUGGUGGUUGUUAGUAAGAGGUUGGGGAAUCCGCGGCGACCAUGUCCGUGCCGACGAUGGCCGUCUACACCAGCCCGCCGGGGGGAUUGUACGCGUCGUCGGAGCUUGAGACGAGCUCCCGCGGCUCCGCGCCCUGCGCGACAGCGGCGCCCCCGUCGCCCGCCAGCUCCCACCGCCACUCCUCCUUCUCCGGCGGCCUCUCCUGCCUCUUCUCCUCCCCGACCGCCGCGCCUCGUUCGUCGGCGCUCGACGAGCUCGGCGCGCUCUGGCACGACAGAUCUGACGAGCCGGCCGUCGCCGGCCGGGGCGGCGGCUACUCAUGCCCCCAGCCGUCCUCGUCGCUCAAGUGGCGGGACCACCUCCACCACAGCCCCGUCUCGCUGUUCCACAGCCCGGCCUCCUCGCCAGCUUCCAGGAGCCCGUCGGCGUCUUGGCUCGCCAGCCGCGAGCGCGAGCGGCUCUUCUCCAGCUUCGUGCGCAACGCGCUUGGCUCCUGCGUCGACUACGCCCCGGUCACUUCCCCGGCGCUGGGCGUCACCGCUGCUGCUGGCGUCGACGCUGCUGAGCUUGCCUUCGAGCUCGACGAGAACCUGUCGGGGGCAGAGCCGUCAUGCGAACCUUACGCUAGAGACCUCCUCGCCGGCGCGCAGGCUCGCCACCGCAUCUUCCACGACGAGCUCGUUGUUAAGGCCUUCUUCGAGGCCGAGAAGGCUCACCGGGGCCAGACACGGGCGAGUGGUGAUCCUUACUUGCAGCAUUGCGUAGAGACUGCCGUGCUUCUGGCCAAAAUAGGUGCAAACGCAACCGUAGUCUCUGCCGGACUACUGCAUGACACAAUUGAUGAUUCUUUCAUGGACUACGAUCAUAUCUUCAGGAUGUUCGGCGCUGGCGUGGCUGAUCUUGUUGAAGGGGUCUCUAAAUUAAGCCACUUGAGCAAACUUGCUCGGGACAACAAUACUGCAAGCAGAACUGUUGAAGCAGAUCGAUUGCAUACAAUGUUUCUUGCAAUGGCUGAUGCACGAGCUGUUUUGAUAAAGCUAGCAGAUCGUCUGCACAACAUGAAGACGAUAGAAGCUUUGCCUUUCGUAAAACAACAAAGAUUUGCGAAAGAGACUAUGGAAAUAUUUGUGCCAUUGGCUAAUAGGUUAGGAAUUGCUAGCUGGAAAGAACAGCUGGAAAAUAUUUGCUUCAAGCACUUGAAUCCAGAGGAGCACAAAGAGCUUUCCUCGAAACUUGUGAUAUCUUUUGAUGAAGCACUUCUUACAUCAACUUUAGAUAAACUAGAUAAAGGUCUCAGAGAUGAAGGUAUUUCAUACCACAGUGUUUCUGGGAGGCACAAGAGUCUGUACAGUAUAUACUCCAAGAUGAUAAAGAAGAACUUAACAAUGGACGAUGUGCAUGACAUCCAUGGUCUGCGACUUGUGGUUGAGACAGAGAAAGAUUGCUAUCGAGCUCUUGACAUUGUUCAUAAACUGUGGCCUGGAGUAUCGGGAAGAUUCAAGGACUAUAUAUUGCAUCCAAAAGUGAAUGGAUAUCGGUCAUUGCACACCGUUAUCUUGUGUGAGGGUGUCCACCCAUUUGAAGUGCAGAUCCGCACCAAAGAAAUGCAUCUACAAGCAGAGUUUGGAUUUGCAGCACAUUGGAGAUAUAAAGAAGGUGGCUGCAGGCAUGCCUUUGUACUCCAAAUGGUGGAAUGGGCAAGAUGGGUGCUAACAUGGCAAUGUGAAGCAAUGAGCAAAGAGCGGCCCUCUGGUCUAGUCAGCUCUGAUUCCGUCAAGUCGUCAUGCCCUUUCCCCUUGCAUUCAGAGGAGUGCCCUUAUUCUUACACCCGCCAGUGCAACCAUGAUGGUCCCAUAUUUGUGAUCAUGCUCGAACACGAUAAGAUGUCGGUGCAAGAGCUCCCUGCAAACUCAACCAUAGUCAAUCUGAUGGAGCGAGUCAGCGCGAGUAGUCCAAGAUGGAGCCCUUACAGCUUCCCACUGAAAGAAGAGCUGCGGCCAAGGGUUAAUCACCAGCCCAUAAGUGAUCCUAACAGAACGCUGUGCAUGGGCGACGUGGUGGAGCUGACCCCUGCCCUCCCGCACAAGUCACUAACCGAGUACAGGGAAGAGAUCCAGCGCAUGUAUGAGCGAGGUGGGUUCGCCCUCGCCACCACCCGUGGCGCCCCUGCAAGCUGACAGUGCAGGGAAUACAAUGCUGAUUAACCUGUUGUUGUAAAUGUACACUGCCCUUGAUCUCCACUUGUAAAUAUGAACUAAUUCUCGCAGCAGAGAGAAAAUCCCAGUGAGCAUUCCCAACUGAACUGUCAAAGCUGUGCAACGUGUUCUUCUGGUCGAAAAGGCUGUUGUACAUGACACUUCACAAGUUGAUGAAAUUUGUUGAAGAUACUCAUGUUGAGAAAGCUGAGAGUAAUCUGAGUAUAUUUACAGUUCAUCA
This is a messenger RNA of Brachypodium distachyon (stiff brome), 2896 nucleotides long. Its product is annotated as probable GTP diphosphokinase RSH2, chloroplastic. Bases 502 to 2637 code for a protein of 711 amino acids. The record is from RefSeq and is a predicted model, not a curated record. The transcript is spliced from 6 exons. Gene Ontology annotation, biological process: guanosine tetraphosphate metabolic process. Gene Ontology annotation, cellular component: chloroplast. Lineage: Eukaryota; Viridiplantae; Streptophyta; Magnoliopsida; Poales; Poaceae.